Daldinia caldariorum is the source of this 1794-nucleotide messenger RNA. RefSeq names its product putative MFS transporter. The transcript has 11 exons. NCBI's taxonomy places the organism in Eukaryota, Fungi, Ascomycota, Sordariomycetes, Xylariales, Hypoxylaceae. The coding region runs from base 1 to 1794 and encodes 597 amino acids. The record is from RefSeq and is a predicted model, not a curated record. Gene Ontology annotation, molecular function: transmembrane transporter activity. Gene Ontology annotation, biological process: transmembrane transport.
AUGUUGAUAGCUUCCCCGCGAUUUAAUAGACGGACGGUCGAGGACCCUCCGCAGUUUUGGCUAGGAACCGUGAUCCUGGCGGAUGAGAGAUCAGAUCGUGAAGGAUACAAUCUUGAAAGAAAACCGUACGACAUACGUAUCACAGACUACUCGCUAGCAUCAACCGCGUCUUUCCCCGCGUUUAAAUCUGACCUCCUAUCUUGGCUUUCCAAGGCCCUGGUAACGCCCAACAGGUCUACGAUGUCUUCGAAAGUUGCUGCCCGUAGUAGAAGCCACCUUGUGCAUAGUCACGCGAAGGAGGAAGGUAUACCAGGAACAGUGAAUUUACAAGUCGCUGAGGGCGACGAUACGGGCUAUGGCAUGGCCCUCUUUCCAGUCCCUGCUGAGGACCCCAAUGAUCCUUUACAGUGGUCCAGUUUUAAGAAGACGAUGAUUCUUAUUAUUUGCUCGUUUUAUUCUUUUCUUGCAAACGCAGCUAUAAUUGGCCCGUCACCAUACAUCGAUAUCUGGGCUGAAGAGUUUGAUAUUUCGCCAGCUAUGGCGUCCGAACUUGUAUCUUAUCCCAACCUCGCUUUUGGCUUUGGUUCCUUAAUUUUUGUGCCCUUAUACCUGAAGUAUGGCCGCCGACCAGUCAUGCUGUUCUCACUCGUUACAUUUGCUGCUGGUUUGAUAGGGGCAUCACAAUGUACUUCAUUCGGCGGUUUAAUGGUAGCUCGUGUAGUUCACGGUUUUGGAUCUUGCGGUACAUCUCUAAAGUUAGCAGUCUGUCUAUGUCUCGGUACUCUUGCUUCAUUGCCUGCUGGGUAUAUGCUCUCUGGCGGCUACGGCUGGAGACUUUUCUUCUACGUGGAAUUUGCGUUCGCCAUAGCAUUGCUUAUACUAGCUUUCAUCCUUGUCGAAGAGACGUCCUAUGAUCGCCGAGUCCUCGUGACACCUUCCACGCCACCAAACGAACCCGAAAAGGAACGUGCCCAUGAGAUUGAAAAGGGGACCCAGCAUGUUGACCUUAUUGUUCCACCGCGUAAAAGCGUCCUAGAAACAUUGAGUUUGCGGGGAAGGAUUGAUUCCAACGUUCCAUUUUUCACUACAAUGAUCCUUGUUCCCCAAUCACUCUGGGUUAUCACGACGUUUGGAAUCAAUGUACGUCUUAUAAUUGGCUUAUCGGCCCUGUCUUUUUCGUAUACGUUUCCGAUUGUUAUUACAUCGCCACCUUAUAACUGGACAGUGACCAACUCGGGACUCUUCGCCCUUGCUGCUAUCGUGGGUUACGGACUUGCUGUCCCUUUUACCUCAUCGUCAGACAGGCUUGCUGCUUUCUUUACGAAACGAAACAAUGGAAUUCGGGAGGCCGAAAUGCGCUUGGGCGUCAUGACAAUUCCAAUGAUUGUUGGACCUGCAGGAAUCGUUCUGUACGGACUAACGGCAGAGCGAGGUUUACAUUGGAUAUGCUUUUUCAUUGGAGGGGCGAUGAAUUACUGGGCCGCAUAUUUUUAUUUCUCCUUUACGCUUGCAUAUGCAGUUGACUCUUAUUACGCUAACACGUCUGAGAUGCUCAUUGCUAUGAACAUAGGAAAACAAAUUAUCUCUUUCGGGUUUGGCCUGAAAGUGCUGACCUGGGUAUUGGAAUCUGGGUAUGGUGUUGUCAUGUCCGGGAUCUUUGCCGGCGUGCUAUUAGCGAAUAAUCUUGUUCUCAUAAUCUUCAUGGUAUGGGGGAAGAGGAUUAGAAUAUUUUUGUCGCAGACAUGGCUUGCAAGGUUUCAUUUUCGGAGCAUUCGAGAGGUCACCACACAUUAA